AUGAGAACACCUCAUGCAGCGUUCCUCUUCCUCUUCGUCCUGGCUUGCCUCCGCGGUGCCUACUCCGGUGGCGGCCGAAGCCGCUUCACCUCCAUAAUCAGCUUCGGCGACUCCUACGCCGACACGGGUAACUUGGUCAUGUGGCCUGAGCCCUUCUUUCCCGGUCCUCUACCAUUCGAGAACCUCCCCUACGGCCAGACCUUCUUCGGCUACCCCACCGGACGUGCCACCGACGGCCGCCUUGUGCUGGACUUCAUCGCCGAGGCUUUGGGCCUGCCUUUUGUGCCGCCGUACCUCGCCAAGGGGAGCAACUUCUCCGCCGGAGUCAACUUCGCUGUGGCAGGAGCGCCGGCUCUGAACCUGACAUACCUGCAGGGGCAAAAUAUGACCGUGAACCCACCGAUCAACAGCUCCCUCCACGAUCAGCUCGAGUGGUUCCAGAAACUCAAGCCUUCGCUCUGCAAGGUAGGACAAAAUACGGAUUGCUUCGCGAGAUCCCUAUUUGUCAUGGGAGAGUUUGGAUCAAAUGACUACAGGAAUAUCCUUAUGUCGAACAGGACUGUUGAACAAACCUUAGUUUAUGUUCCUCAAAUUGUUGACGGCAUCUCCAGAGGCGUAGAGAGACUGAUCCAACAAGGUGCCAAAUACAUCGUUGUGGCAGACGUCUUCCCGACUGGCUGCAUACCGCCAAUUCUCACAAUGCUCGCUAGCCCAAACAAGGUGGAGUACGAUCGGCAUGGAUGCCUGAAGAGUGGGAACAGGCUGGGGCGCUACCAGAACUCUCUCCUCCGCCAACGGAUCAAGUUGCUCCGGCACAAGUACCCACAUACGAAGAUCAUCGCCGCUGAGUACUACCGACCUGUCCUAGCUUUUCUAGAUAUGCCGGCGCAUUUUGGACUGAACAGCAGCACAACCCUCCUCACCUGUUGUGGUGCAGGAGGCCCUCCUUAUAACUACGACUUCAACGCAGGGUGUGGCCUGCCGAGAGUGAAGGCGUGCAUAGAUCCAUCUCAGGCGCUUCAGUGGGAUGGCUUCCACCUGACGGAGUCCGCCUACAGGGCCAUUGCUGAUGGGUGGCUCCAUGGCCCCUACGCGGAUCCACCGAUAGUGCACGUUGCACGUCCAUAA
Triticum aestivum (bread wheat) is the source of this 1128-nucleotide messenger RNA. RefSeq names its product GDSL esterase/lipase At1g28600-like. The coding region runs from base 1 to 1128 and encodes 375 amino acids. Gene Ontology annotation, molecular function: hydrolase activity, acting on ester bonds. The transcript has 5 exons. NCBI's taxonomy places the organism in Eukaryota, Viridiplantae, Streptophyta, Magnoliopsida, Poales, Poaceae. The record is from RefSeq and is a predicted model, not a curated record.